CUGCAGGUAGCCAUAACGCCAGACAGAGACAUGCAGCAGAGACCCCCUCCGGUGCCCAAGCUGGCCUGGGUGAAGGAGGAGGAGAAGGAGGAAAGCCCUGGGGCUGCUCCAGCACAGCAGCCUGAAGAGGUGCAGCAGGUGCAGCCCCCGCAGGAGGAUGCAGGCCAGGAGCGGACAGAAGAGCAGCUCCGUGCCCGUGGCCGCUUCCGCAGGGCAGCACAGACAUUUAUGAAAUUCAUGCGCAGUCGGCGUAGACAGUCCAGGAUCACACCAGCUGAUGUCCAGGCCCAGUCUGACACCAUCCCGACCCAGCUGAAGGCAAAGCCUGAUGUCAGCACUGCGUCGACUGCUGUCCCAGCAAAGUGUGACACCUCAGCCAGUGAUCACACAACCCACUGGGACACCACAUCGAGCGAUGCCGUGUCACACUGUGACUCUGAGCUGCCUGAGCUCAUGGAGGAGGUCGAUGAAACAACAAUGGAGGGCGUGGAGAGCACUGACGCCACUCCUGUUCAGCACCUGGCCGAUACCCCCAGCCUGGAGUUUCUUGAGGAGAGAGCUGUCUCUGCUGAAGUAGCCAUAACGCCAGACAGAGACAUGCAGCAGAGACCCCCUCCGGUGCCCAAGCUGGCCUGG
Molecule: messenger RNA, 636 nt
Organism: Corapipo altera (White-ruffed manakin)
Lineage: Eukaryota; Metazoa; Chordata; Aves; Passeriformes; Pipridae
Exons: 4
Source: RefSeq, a predicted model, not a curated record